AUGUCUGCUAAGAUGGCACUGGCCAGUUCAAUUUCUAGCAAACCAGUAUCACCAUGCUCCAGAAAAGUUUCUGCAGCAGGGGUGGAAGUGCACCAGAGCAAGCUGGACUUUUUCUGCAAACUGGGCUACGGUAAGCAGGACAUCUGCAAAGUGCUGGAGAACCUGGGCCAAGACGCUCUAGAGGAUGAUGUGCUGAAAGAGCUGAUUCGUAUGGGGAGCAAACCCCAAGCUCUGGAGACCCAGGCUCAGCCUUCCUCACUAAAACUCGUUGCCCGUGGAUCAUGUAGCACUACACCAGGGUUGAAGUGGCUUGGAGAAGAUGAAAGUGACUCUUCCUUGAGACCCAUUGUGAUCGAUGGCAGCAAUGUGGCAAUGAGUCAUGGAAACAAAGAGGUAUUCUCCUGCUGGGGGAUCCAGCUGGCAGUGGAUUGGUUUCGAGAGAGGGGGCACACAUACAUCAAGGUUUUUGUCCCACUCUGGAGAAAGGAGCCCCCUCGUCAAGACAGUCCUAUUGCAGAUCAGCACAUUCUUGAAGAGCUUGAAAAGCAGUCGAUCCUUGUCUACACGCCCUCUCGGAAGGUGAAAGGCAAGAGGGUGGUUUGCUAUGAUGAUCGUUACAUAGUGAAAGUUGCUUAUGAGAAAGAUGGAGUCAUUGUUUCCAAUGACCACUACAGGGAUCUCCAGAAUGAAAACCCUGAGUGGAAAUGGUUCAUUGAGCAGCGACUGCUCAUGUACUCUUUUGUCAGUGACAGGUUUAUGCCUCCUGAUGAUCCAUUAGGCCGACAUGGACCCACUCUUAAUAACUUCCUCAGAAAAAGGCCAGUGCUUUCUGAAAAAAAAUGGCAGCCUUGCCCCUAUGGUAAAAAAUGCACCUAUGGCAAUAAAUGCAAAUUUUACCAUCCAGAGAGAGUACAUCAAGCUCAGAUCUCAGUUGCUGAUGAGCUCAGGGCUAAAACAAAGGUCCCAAUAACCCUGGGGAAAGAAGAGGAGAGGUGUAACUGCAAGCCCAGACGAGAGCCUGUACCCUGCACAGAAACUCUGCGAGAAGCCAGAGGCUGCACAGGGCCUUCUUGCUACCCAGGGUGGUCCCAGGGAAGCUGUCCUGAGCAGCCACCCAGUGCUUGGGUCAGUGGUCCUAGCUCUGACCUGAGGCUGGACCUGCAGCACUUGCCACAGCCAGAGCCGCUGCGAGACCAGCCACUCGUGGAGAAGAUGUCAGCAAUGUCAAUAGGGGAUGACACCUACAGCUAUAACUGGUCCAUUCAUACCUCUCAGGAUGGAGAGGUGAUGGACAAUCCACAUCACUGCAGUGACCUUAGGAACAAGCUGUUCUCACUUCAUCACCCUCAUAGCUUGGACCACACCUGCUCACCAGGGUGUCCUUUCCAGCAAGUGGUACUCCCACCAGCACGAGGCAGGACGUGCCCAGAGCACAGUUGGCCUCAGGACUGCUGUGGCAUGCACAGAGCAGGUCAGAGGAGUCAGUAUAUCCCUGAUGGUGCUCAGCACAAACAGGCCCCAGAGCCUCAGCACCAUGUUUUGCUGCAGUCCACAGCUCUUCCCCCUGACACGCUUCACCUGUACAGUGAGCAGCAGCUGCAGCAGCACUGUCUCCCCAGCCAGCCCCCACAGCAGCCCUUUCUAUUAGACUCCAGCAACAGACUGGGCUUCUUCCAGGAAGCACACACUUACCCUAAUGCCUCUUACAGUGACUACUGGACCAGCCCAGCUGCAAGGCCACCCUCUGCCCAGCAAGAAAACAUACAUGGGGAGCUGUGCUCCCUCUUCCCUUACAAUGAGGUGAACCAUGUCAUGACUUUGUACCCUGAUAUCAAGGACAAGGGGACUAGAGCACCUCCCAUAUGA
Messenger RNA from Acanthisitta chloris (rifleman), 1866 nucleotides. RefSeq names its product zinc finger CCCH-type containing 12D (gene ZC3H12D). Gene Ontology annotation, cellular component: cytoplasmic ribonucleoprotein granule; nucleus. Gene Ontology annotation, molecular function: RNA endonuclease activity; mRNA binding; metal ion binding. NCBI's taxonomy places the organism in Eukaryota, Metazoa, Chordata, Aves, Passeriformes, Acanthisittidae. The transcript is spliced from 5 exons. Bases 1 to 1866 code for a protein of 621 amino acids. Gene Ontology annotation, biological process: 3'-UTR-mediated mRNA destabilization; nuclear-transcribed mRNA catabolic process, RNase MRP-dependent. The record is from RefSeq and is a predicted model, not a curated record.